AUGGGGAAUCGUUCGCUAGGGUUUUGGGUGACUGCGUUUUUCCUACUCGGAAGCUUGAUCGACGCGGCCGAUGGCUCGAUUCACGAGUACAAGGACGAAGGGUUCGUCAAAAUCGCCAAUGCUCGCUACUUCUAUGGUGGUCACGAAGGUCUUUACGCUUCUGAGUUUCUGGGUGUUGAUGCUUCUUCUGCUACAGCUCCUCCUCUCAAGGGAAACUCCUUCAUCAGGUUUGAUGAUGUCUCUUUUGUAAGAAGCAAGGAAUCCGCUAGCAAGCAGAAUUCAACUCAGGCGAGUGCAGGCUUGGUGGAAGCGAUACUGUUUGAGGCGAAGCAAAAAGACAGAGUUGGUGGAUCUUUUUUCAAAACAGAGAGCUUCUGCUGUACACCAAACUUGCGGAUGCUGGUUCCUGCAACCUUGGGGAAGUUAUGA
Messenger RNA from Microthlaspi erraticum, 429 nucleotides. NCBI's taxonomy places the organism in Eukaryota, Viridiplantae, Streptophyta, Magnoliopsida, Brassicales, Brassicaceae. The record is from the annotation of a GenBank genome assembly.